AGCCUGCUGAGACUUCCCUCUAGAAUCAUCCAAAAUGGAGCCUCUCACAGCCUACCCUCUGAGAUGUUCAGGGUCCAAAGCAAAGGUAUUUGCAGUUUUGCUGUCUAUGGUUCUAUGUACAGUAAUGUUAUUUCUUCUACAACUAAAAUUCCUAAAACCUAAAAUCAACAGCUUUUAUACAUUUGAAGUGAAAGAUGCAAAUGGAAGAACGGUUUCUCUGGAAAAGUUUAAAGGCAAAGUUGCACUAGUUGUAAACGUGGCUAGUGACUGCCAACUCACAGACAGAAAUUACUUAGCACUGCAGGAACUGCACAAAGAGUUUGGACCAUUCCACUUCAGCGUCUUGGCUUUUCCAUGCAAUCAGUUUGGAGAAUCGGAGCCCCGCCCAAGCAAGGAAGUAGUAUCUUUUGCAAGAAAUAACUUCGGAGUAACGUUCCCCAUCUUCCACAAGAUUAAGAUUCUAGGACCUGAAGCAGAACCUGCAUUUAGAUUUCUUGUUGAUUCGUCAAACAAGGAACCAAGAUGGAAUUUCUGGAAGUAUCUGGUCAACCCUGAAGGUCAAGUUGUGAAAUCUUGGAGGCCAGAGGAACCCAUUGAAAUCAUCAGGCCUGAGAUAGCAGCUCUGAUUAGACAAAUGAUCAUAAAAAAGAAAGAGGAUCUAUGAAAAUGCCAUUGAAUCAUUCUAAGGCAAUAGUCAGAAUACAGAAAUGUCUCCAUGAGGGUUUGAUCCCAUUUUAAAUACUCUGACAAUUAAAUGUGGCACUGAAGAAUGACUUUCCUUUUAUGUCAUCUUGUCAGUGACUGGUAAUGAAUGUCCCCACGAUAGAGAUGUUACCUAAAGCAAAAAUGAAGAGUAGCCAAAGACUCUAAAUGAAAUAUAUUAAAUACUUCAUCUGACCACACUAAAUAAUUCAGAAUACAGUCACCAAUGUGCUUCAAUAUCCUAUUGUCUGACUUGACAUUUUCUAGUAUCGUUCUUGAUGGAAAUGCCAACACACUAGACCACUGCUUGAAUUCAAGACACUGUGUGACACUUCCAGAGUAACUAAUUAUAAAUGAUUAUUUUUAUGUAAUAAAAAACAAAAUAAACAUUGAAAAUGUGAAAUAUA
This is a messenger RNA of Orcinus orca (killer whale), 1109 nucleotides long. RefSeq names its product glutathione peroxidase 8 (putative) (gene GPX8). Bases 35 to 664 code for a protein of 209 amino acids. Gene Ontology annotation, biological process: response to oxidative stress. NCBI's taxonomy places the organism in Eukaryota, Metazoa, Chordata, Mammalia, Artiodactyla, Delphinidae. The transcript has 3 exons. The record is from RefSeq and is a predicted model, not a curated record. Gene Ontology annotation, molecular function: glutathione peroxidase activity.